AUGUAAACGAGUGUGAACUGGAGCUGUGUGGCAACGGGAAAGGCGUGUGCAUGAACACGGGCGGGUCCUACAAUUGCCACUGCAACCGGGGCUACCAGCUGAAAGUGCAGAAGGGGAUCAGAUCCUGCACAGAUAUUGAUGAAUGCGCCCGGCCCAACAUCUGCGGAGACGGCGGUUCCUGCAUCAACUUCCCAGGACAUUACAAGUGUGACUGCCAUCCCGGAUAUCGGCUGAAGCCCUCCAGGCAGCCGCUGUGUGAGGAUAUCGAUGAAUGUCUUGACUCUGGAACUUGCCCUGAUGGGAGGUGUGAAAAUAAACCUGGCAGUUAUAAAUGUAUCCCCUGCCAGCCAGGCUUCCGGGCCCAAAAUGGCAUAUGUUACGACGUGGACGAGUGCGCCGAGGACACGGCCUGCAAACACGGCUGGUGUGAGAACCUGGCCGGCUCCUUCCGCUGUUCCUGCGGGGAAGGCUUCGUGCCGGCCGCUGAUUUCCGCAGCUGUGUCGAUGUCAACGAGUGCCAGAACGGUUCGCUGUGCGCCCACGGAGUUUGUGUGAACACGCUGGGGUCCUUUAAGUGCCAGUGCCCGGUGGGCUUCCAGGCAGUGAAGGACGGGCCACGUUGCAAAGACGUGAACGAAUGUGACUUCCCCGCCGCCUGCAUUGGGGGCGAGUGCGUGAACACGGUGGGCUCCUACCAGUGUCUUUGCCGGACUGGAUACCAGUUGGAGAGGAAUCGAAAGUGCCAAGGUUUGUGGCUCUGGGUGUGUCCGCGUGAGCGAGCUCGCCUCCCGUCUCCCUCGUCAUCAAGUUGGGGGCUCACAAGGGAGCCCCAUGUUUUUGUAGAAGGGGCACCUGAUCCGUGAUUCAAGGUGUGCCCAGAUCACCUGUUAGGACCCAGGUGGACAAGACAAGCCCGGCCUUUAGAGCA
Messenger RNA from Notechis scutatus (mainland tiger snake), 928 nucleotides. NCBI's taxonomy places the organism in Eukaryota, Metazoa, Chordata, Lepidosauria, Squamata, Elapidae. The record is from RefSeq and is a predicted model, not a curated record.